Malassezia globosa CBS 7966 is the source of this 1194-nucleotide messenger RNA. RefSeq lists its product as uncharacterized. Bases 1 to 1194 code for a protein of 397 amino acids. The record is from RefSeq and is a predicted model, not a curated record. Gene Ontology annotation, molecular function: mannosyltransferase activity. The transcript has a single exon. Lineage: Eukaryota; Fungi; Basidiomycota; Malasseziomycetes; Malasseziales; Malasseziaceae. Gene Ontology annotation, cellular component: endoplasmic reticulum.
AUGUGCUACCACAUUGCAAGUCUCGUCAGGCACGGCUGGUCAGUGUAUGUGGCAGGCUAUUUCGACACGCCUUUGCCACAGACACUGUGCGCGCCUUCCGUACACGCUGUUCGUUUGUGGGGUGUGCCGACUGCUCUUUCACGUCUACCUCGUGUCUUGUUUCCUCUUGUGGCGCUGAUAAAGGUACCUCUGCAAACACUUUCGCUCUGGCUUACUCUCGUGGCACUCACGCCCAAGCCAGCCGUUGUCCUAGUACAGGUGCCGCCAGCGAUUCCCACGCUCAUGGUGGUGCAGUGCGCACGCAUUAUCACUCGCAGUCGACUCAUUCUCGACUGGCACAACUUGGCUUAUACACUCCUGGCUCUCCGUCUAGGUCCACGCAGUGUUCUCGUGCGCAUCUCGGAGUUGCUCGAGCGCAUAUUCGGCAGAUCUGCCCACGUGCAUUUGUUUGUCACGCAUGCGAUGCAGCAGCAUCUCGCUCGCCAUUGGCAACUUCGUGGGCAUACGGCCGUGCUACAUGAUCGUCCUCCGUCGCACUUUGCUAGACUUUCAGCCACAGAAGCACAUGCCUUCUUCGAGCGCGCAGGCCCUUCUAUCUGGGGCAAGAACGUGAUGCGCUCCCAUCCGACUCCUGCAUUGGCUGUGACAAGUACGAGUUGGACACCCGAUGAAGACAUGCAUAUGCUCCUGGAUGCUGCUUCUAUCUACGAGUCUCGUGCUCGUUUGCAACACGAGCCACUGUUUCUCAGCAUUGUCAUCACAGGCAAAGGGCCAUUGCGUGCGGCGUUUGAAAAGACCAUGCAAAAACGUGCGAGCUCAGAGCAAUGGAGGCAUGUGCGCAUCGAAACGGCAUGGCUCGCUGCCGAAGACUAUCCACGUCUUUUGGGUGCUGCCAACGUCGGCAUUUCUUUGCACACGAGCUCGUCCGGCCUUGAUUUGCCCAUGAAAGUCGUUGACAUGCUUGGCUGCGGAUUGCGUGUGUGUGCCUUAUCUUUUCCCUGCCUUUCUGAGCUUAUCAAACCUGACAUAAAUGGCGAUGUGUUUUCUGAUGCUGCCGGUCUUGCAUCCUGUAUCGAGCGCAUCAUUCAGAUGCCAGCGUUACCUCCAGGCUCACAUACCCCGUUUCCAGGCUCCGACCCGAUCUCUUGGGAUGCCUUGUGGGACCGCGACGUGGCUCCCUUGCUCUGCACAUAG